Molecule: messenger RNA, 816 nt
Organism: Symbiodinium natans
Lineage: Eukaryota; Dinophyceae; Suessiales; Symbiodiniaceae
Source: the annotation of a GenBank genome assembly
AUGUGCAGCCUCGCAGUCGCUCAGCUCUCCCAAGUCUGGGAUCUUGCCCGAUUCCUAUUUACCGGAGAAAGUCGCGUGCCCGGAAGUGACAGGAGAAAUCUUUGGACGGUCAUGCUGGAAUCUGUGCCGCAGCUCUACCUCCAGGCGUACAUUCUGUUUGCACUGGGUGCGUAUGGACAAACCUUCAAGGUGAUGUCCGUCUGCAGCUCCGUCUUGUCCCUUGCAGGGUCGUCAGUGAUGGUUUGUGCAGUGUUUUCAGAAGCAACCAGCAUUGGGCCAGCUAGGCUGUCUCGGGUCUGGCCGGGCAAGGUGCUGGCUAUGCUUUUCAUGGCAACGGAUGCCGCUGCCCGCUGCAUGGGCUUUGCAAUGGUUCUGUCCGAGCCCGUCAGGGCCUACGGCUUGCCGACAUGCGUCACAUUCUUCCUCAUUUGCAGCAUCUACCCGCUCUGCUUGCCAAAAAAAGAUCCCGCUAUGGUCCUAACGGUCCCGUACCUAGUUCUGCUCGCAGUACUGCUGACAACAGGGAAGCAGCACUACCGCGAAAGUGGUCUGGAGAUUGUGCAGGCACUCCGGUACAUGGAAAAUCUUCUCUUCGGCAUUCUUGCAGGUGCCUUUGGGCAGACGGCUUGUGGAAACAGUCUCGCCCUGGAGCUAGGAAUCUACUUCGGUAUGUUGGUGGCAAAUGCCGUGGCGCUCAUAUCGCUCCAGUGCUUUGUAGAUGACGAUGGGGAAUUCAGGAGGCCGCGGCAAUCUACCUACAGUCCCCGGCAAAUCGUCUUUGGCCGCCCGAUGGAGAGAAUGCCUGACACGGAGUGA